This is a messenger RNA of Echinostoma caproni, 1587 nucleotides long. NCBI's taxonomy places the organism in Eukaryota, Metazoa, Platyhelminthes, Trematoda, Plagiorchiida, Echinostomatidae. The record is from the annotation of a GenBank genome assembly.
AUGUUCCCUGGCGGUAACGCGCGUCGCUCAGAUGGAUCGAAUUCAAGAAUGCGCAUCAAGUCCUUCGCGAAUCCGAUGGACGAACGAUUAGUCAAUCAAAUAUGGGAACAGUUAAAAAACGCAAUUAUUGAAAUUCAAAAAAAGAAUAACAGUGGUUUGAGUUUCGAGGAAUUAUAUCGAAAUGCAUACACCCUGGUCCUUCAAAAGCACGGUGAGCGUCUGUAUGCUGGAACCAAGGCCCUGGUCUGCGAGCACAUGAUUCGUAUCCGAGACAGUAUAGUGGAGAAUUUGAAUAAUAAAUUUUUGAGCUACCUGAACGCAUGCUGGAAGGACCAUCAGACGGCCAUGGUUAUGAUCCGUGAUAUUCUAAUGUACAUGGACCGUGUGUAUGUAGGACAACAGCAAUUAGAUAGUGUGUACAAAAUGGGCAUGACGGUGUUUUGUAACCUCGUAUUACGUCACAAUGUGAUUCGGGAGCACUUGCAGAAAACUCUGUUGGAUAUGGUCCGUCGGGAACGUCGGGGCGAAGUAAUCUCACGCUCUCAAAUUCGUGACGCUUGCCAAAUGUUUGUUCAACUGGGAGUGGAUUUUGAACAACCGUUUCUAGAACAAUCACGCGAAUUCUACCGGGCAGAGAGUGAAAAUUUCCUCGCAGAGAACACUUCAGCUUCUUUAUAUAUUAAAAAAGUGGAACAACGUAUCGAGGAGGAAAUCAAACGAGCCCAUCACUAUCUAGACCCGUCUACAGAAUCAAAAAUUGUUGCGGUGCUUGAAGAGGAACUUGUCAGUCGACAUAUGGAAACAAUUGUGAGCAUGGAAAAUUCGGGAUUAACAUACUUGCUCACACAAGAUCGAUUCGAUGAUAUUGCGGCCAUGUACAAUGUGCUUUGUCGGGCGGCAGAGGGGCCGAGAAUUAUGAGCCAGUACAUUAGCCAGUAUUUGCGUGAACAAGGGCGUAAUAUUGUGCGCGAUACCGGGACGUCAAAUCCUCAACAAUACAUUCAAGAUUUGUUACAAUUACGUGAUCGAGCAAACGAUUUGUUAGUCCGUGCACUCAACAAUCAAACCAUAUUUCGCAACCAAAUCAAUUCUGAUUUUGAAUAUUUUAUUAAUUUGAAUGCUCGUUCACCUGAAUUUCUUUCACUUUUUAUUGACGAGAAAUUAAAACGCGGCACAAAGGGCAUGGCCGAUCAGGACGUUGAUGCGGUCUUUGACAAAUGCAUAGUGCUUUUCCGCUACCUUCAAGAGAAAGAUGUGUUUGAAGGGUACUACAAAAAGCACCUAGCCAAACGACUCCUGCUAAGCAAAAGUCAAUCUGACGAUCAAGAAAAAAUUAUGAUUUCCAAACUGAUGGCCGAAUGUGGGGCGGUGUACACAAGUAAAUUGGAGGGUAUGUUCAAGGAUAUGGCUGUUUCGAAAACAUUGAUGGAUGAGUUUAACACGAUGCUACACACGACCAACCGAAAUUUGGGUCUAGACUUGUAUGUUCGCGUGCUGACCACUGGGCUCUGGCCGACUCAGUCAAUCAAUUCCUGUGAAGCAUUACCCGAGGAGGCUGCGGCCGCGUUUGAUGUGUACAAGAGGUAA